Messenger RNA from Nerophis ophidion (straightnose pipefish), 7090 nucleotides. RefSeq names its product phospholamban (gene pln1). The transcript is spliced from 2 exons. Gene Ontology annotation, molecular function: ATPase inhibitor activity. Gene Ontology annotation, biological process: negative regulation of heart rate; negative regulation of ATPase-coupled calcium transmembrane transporter activity; negative regulation of calcium ion import into sarcoplasmic reticulum. NCBI's taxonomy places the organism in Eukaryota, Metazoa, Chordata, Actinopteri, Syngnathiformes, Syngnathidae. Gene Ontology annotation, cellular component: sarcoplasmic reticulum; membrane. The record is from RefSeq and is a predicted model, not a curated record. Bases 175 to 336 code for a protein of 53 amino acids.
CCCUCCCUCUUUAUCUGUUUACAGCCUUGGACAUGGUUGCAUAUCUGACAUUUCUCUCGCUCUCAGACACCAGUCAGGACUGCUUUCAUCUGCAAGACAAGAACAGGACUUUCUUCUGGACUUUCAUGUCCUGAUUGUUUCCUGCAGCCUGACCCUCCGAGUCCAAGCAUCGCCAUGGAGCGCGUCCAGCACAUCACCAAGUCGGCCAUCCGCCGCGCCUCCCAAAUCGAGGUCACUCCACAGGCCAAGAGGAACCUGCAGGAGCUCUUCGUCAACUUCACCCUCAUCCUCAUCUGUCUGCUCCUCAUCUACAUCAUCGUCCUGCUGAGCAGCUGAGGCUGCACCGAGGAUUCAGACUUCACUAAGUGUGACUGCAUGUUUUCCUACCGCCGGUCACCCACUUCAUGCAAUGCAUCUAACACCGAGCGAGCUAUGAGUUUAAAGUCGCAAACUAUUGCACAUUGACAGUAAAAAAAAACAACAACAAAAAAAACAUGUCACAUUUACUGCAAAGAAUGUGUGAGACUCACAGCUUGCACUCCCCCAGGUUGGACGGACAUCCCACUCCCAGUUGCAUCCUGGGAACAAAAGAUGAACAGCUUUGUAAACUCUUAAUGGCUCAAAAUGGUGAGAUUUUGUAAAUUGAGCUUUAAAAGAAAGUGCCGACAGAAUGUAUUCUAGAUUGGAGCAUGUUACUGUCAAUACCGUCAUAAUUGUGUCGAAAAAGUGCCUUCAAAGGUCGACGUCAGAGACCCAAAUAUGACUGUUUAUUGCCAGAGGUAUUUUUUUUAUUGGCCUGCGGAACAUUCAAAAAACACUAUUACUUAAAAACAACACAAAGAACUAGAACGAGUUACAAUGUUGAUGUUAAUACCAAGAAGCUGGCAUGCAGGCUGUUUUUUUUCAUUGAAAAAAAUACAAGUCAUCCCUAGUUUAUCACUGUUAAUUGGUUCUGGACAAGGCCGCCAUAAUUGAAUUGCCGCAAGGUAGGGAACAUUAAUUAUAAAUCAAAUAUUUUCAUACCCAGAGCAUUAAAAAAAAAAUGUUUACUACCUACUAAAUAUUUUUUUCAACACGAUGAGAUUGAUUGAAACUUUUGAUUUGAUUGAUUGAAACUUUUAUUAGUAGAUUGCACAGUAAAGUACAUAUCCCGUACAAUUGGCCACCCGAAUAAGUUUUUCAACUUGUUUAAGUCGGGGUCCACGUUAAUAAAUUCAUGGUGAGAUCCCUAUGGAGAGGAAAUACCACCCUUAUUGUUGCCUUUAUAUAUUUUAAUCCAAUAUACUAAUGUUUAAUGAGGCUUAGCCAAUCAGUGGCCACAAUACUGAACAGUGUGAUCUGAUUGGUCUCCUCCAGUGGCCAAUACACCUGUAUAUUAAUAUUAUUCAUUAUUUUAGCCAUUUUAUGCAUGAAAACGCUCAACUUUGGGCAAAAAUAUAGUAGAAAAAGCUUUACAACUACCCAAAAAUCCAUGCAGGAAUACUAUUGAUAUUUGAAGCACGAUACGGAUGGGACGACUGUAUUAAAAAACAAUAAACAAAAGACCAAAUGUAACAAGAAAACGUUAAAAUUUCGGCAUUUAUAACAACACAUUUUUUCAUUAAAAAAAAAAAAAAAAAAAAAAAUAUGUAUUAUGUUGGUUUUGAAAAUGUAAAAUAUGGCCCCUGCCUCCUUUGAGUUUUCAGAAAAAGGACAACCCGAGUUUAGUUACACAGCACUUAGACAUAAAACAGUGACUUCCUGUUCAGUGCAAAUAGAGCUUUAAAUAAAAGCAUGGCAGUCAUAUCCUAGACCAGGGGUCACCAACCUUUUUGAAACCAAGAGCUACUUCUUGGGUACUGAUUAAUGCGAAGGGCUACCAGUUUGAUACACACUUAAAUAAAUUGCCAGAAAUAGCCAGUUUGCUCAAUUUACCUUUAAUAAAUAAAUCCAUAUAUAUAAAAAAAGGGGUAUUUCUGUCCGUCAUUCCGUCGUACAUUUUUUUUCCUUUUACAGAAGGUUUUUUGUAGAGAAUAAAUGAUGAAAAAAAACACUUAAUUGAACGGUUUAAAAGAGGAGAAAACAGGAAAAAAAUGAAAAUUAGAUUUUGAAACAUAGUUUAUCUUCAAUUUCGACUCUUUAAAAUUCAAAAUUCAACUGAAAAAAAGAAGCUAAUUCGAAUCUUUUUGAAAAAAAUUAAAAAAACAAUUUAUGGAACAUCAUUAGUAAUUUUUCCUGAUUAAUAUUAAUUUUAAAAUUUUGAUGACAUGUUUUAAAUAGGUUAAAAUCCAAUCUGAAUUUUGUUAGAAUAUAUUACAAAUUGGACCAAGCUAUAUUUCUAACAAAGACAAAUAAUUAUUUAUACAUUUUCCAGAACAAAAUUUUUUAAAGGAAUCUAAAAGACUUUGAAAUAACAUUUAAAUUUGAUUCUACAGAUUUUCUAGAUUUGCCAGAAUAUUUUUAAUUUUUUUUAAUUAUAAUAAGUUUGAAGAAAUAUUUCACAAAUAUUCUUCGUCGAAAAAACAGAAGCUAAAAUGAAGAAUUAAAUUAAAAUGUAUUUAUUAUUCUUUACAAUAAAAAAAAUACAUUUACUUGAAAAUGUAUUUAAAUUGUCAGGAAAAAAGAGGAAAGAAUUUAAAAGGUAAAAAGGUAUAUGUAUUUAAAAAUCCUAAAAUCAUUUUUAAGGUUGUAUUUUUCCUCUAAAAAUGUCUUUCUGAAAGUUAUAAGAAGCAAAUUAAAAAAAAUGUAUGAAUUUAUUUAAACAAGUGAAGACCAAGUUUUUAAAAUGUUUUCUUAAAUUUUCUAAUUCUAUUUGAGUUUUGUCUCCCUUAGAAUUAAAAAUGUCGAGCAAAGCGAGACCAGCUUGCUAGUAAAUAAAUACAAUUUAAAAAAUAGAAGCAGCUCACUGGUAAGUGCUGCUAUUUGAGCGAUUUUAAGAACAGGCCAGCGGGCGACUCAUCUGGUCCUUACGAGCUAUCUGGGGCCCGCGGACUCCGCGUUGGUGACCCCUGUCCUAGACUUUACUAAUUGGAUAAUUUAUCGCGUGUACGAAUUAUUUAAUGUCAUUGCAUCAAGAGAUACAACGUGAUUAGUGCAGCAGCUUUGUUGGAUGCGAGUACAAGACAUUGUGCAAACAGAAGAAUCUCCAAAAGAUCCCAGCAGGCACAAGAGAUUAAAACAGGGGUGUCAAACUCAUUUUAGAUGGAGGGCCACAUGGAGAAACAUCUACUCCCAAGUGGGCCGGACUGGUAAAAUCACGGCACGAUAACUUAAAAAUAAAGAUUGUUUUUUGUUUAAAAAUAGAACAAGCAGAUUCUGAAAAUGUACAAAUCAUAAUGUUGUUACUUUUUACCACUUUUUACACUUUCUAACUACAUUAUGUGAUAAUGUUCAUCGGUCAACUCAUUGGUGUUUAUUUUCAGUCCAUCAAGAUAAAAAAAAUAUAUCAAUCAAAUUACAGGAUGUUAUUUAUGUAGUUUGCUCACUUUCCUCGACUGGUGCACUGACAUGUGCUUUAAUUUUAUUUUUUUAAAUAUGUAGCAUAACCUACAGAGAUACAAAGAAUUGCUAUUGCGACAUCUAGUGGACACGUUUAGAACAGCAGUUUCUUUCAUUCAAAAAUUUCCGCUCAUUUUAAUAUUUAGCAGCCUCAUCCCGCGGGCCGGAUAAAACCUGUCAGUGCCUUACGUUUGACACCCCUGCGUCAAAACAACGUUGAGAACUUGUCGGAUGAGGUCCUGACGUUGAGCAACUCAAACAUAACGUUGAAACAACAUGCCUUUUGAUGACGUUUAAUCAACAUUGGGUUCUGACGUUGAUUUGAUCAUUGGAAAUGUAGUCAUUUUCCCAACCAAUAUUCUACAACCCAAAUACAACACUGAAACAACAUGCUUUUUGAUGACAUUAAUUUGACCAUUGAAAUUUAUUCAUUUUCCCAACCAAUAUUCUACAACACAAAUACAACAUUGAAACAACAUGCUUUGUGAUUAUGUUUAAUCAACGUUGGGUUCUGACAUUGAUUUGAUCAUUGGAUAUUUAGUCAUUUUCCCAAACAAUAUUCUACAACACAAAUACAACACUGAAACAACAUGCUUUUUGACGACAUUAAUUUGACCAUUGAAAUUUAGUCAUUUUCCCAACCAAUAUUCUACAACACAAAUACAACAUUGAAACAACAUGCUUUGUGAUUAUGUUUAAUCAACGUUGGGUUCUGACGUUGAUUUGAUCAUUGGAAAUUUAGUAAUUUUCCCAACCAAUAUUCUACAACACAAAUACAUCAUUGAAACAACAUGCUUUUUGACGACAUUAAUUUGACCAUUGAAAUUUAGUCCUUUUCCCAACCAAUAUUCUACAACCCAAAUACAACACUGAAACAACAUGUUUUUGACGACAUUAAUUUGACCAUUGAAAUUUAGUCAUUUUCCCAACCAAUAUUCUACAACACAAACACAACAUUGAAACAACAUGCUUUUUGAUGACAUUAAUUUGACCAUUGACAUUUUGUCAAUUUCCCAACCAAUAUUCUACAACACAACAUUGAAACAACGUGCUUUUUGACGACAUUAAUUUGACCAUUGAAAUUUAGUCAUGCUUCCAACCAAUCUUCGAAAACACAAAUUGAAACAACUUGCUUUUUGACAAUAAUUUGACCAUUGAAAUUUAGUCAUUUUUCUAACCAAUAUUCAACAACAAAAAUACAACAUUGAAACAUGCUUUUUGACGACAUUAAUUUGACCAUUGAAAUGUUGUCAUAUUCCCAACGAAUAUUCAACAACACAACAUGCUUUUUGACGGCAUUAAUUUGACCAUUGAAAUUUAGCCAUUUUUCUAACCAAUAUUCAACAACAAAAAUACAACAUUGAAACAUGCUUUUUGAAGACAUUAAUUUGACCAUUGAAAUGUUGUCGUAUUCCCAACCAAUAUUCUACAACACAACAUACUUUUUGACGUCAUUAAUUUGACAAUUGAAAUGUUGUCAAUUUCCCAUCCAUUAUUUUACAACACAACAUUGAAACAUGCUUUUUGACGACACUAAUUUGACCAAAGAAAUUUUGUCAUUUUCCCAACCAAUAUUCUACAACUCAACAUGCUUUUUGACGACAUUAAUUUGACCAUAGAAAUUAUAUAAUUUUCCCAACCAAUAUUCUACAACACAACAUUGAAACAACAUGCUUUUUGACAUUAAUUUGACCAUUGAAAUGUUGUCAUAUUCCCAACCAAUAUUCUACAACACAACAUGCUUUUUGACGUCAUUAAUUUGACCAUUGAAAUGUUGUCAAUUUCCCAUCCAUUAUUCUACAACACAACAUUGAAACAUGCUUUUUGACGACAUUAAUUUGACCAUAGAAAUUUUGUCAUUUUCCCAACCAAUAUUCUACAACACAACAUGCUUUUUGACGAUAUUAAUUUGACCAUAGAAAUUAUAUAAUUUUCCCAACCAAUAUUCUACAACACAACAUGCUUUUUGACGUCAUUAAUUUGACCAUUGAAAUGUUGUCAAUUUCCCAUCCAUUAUUUUACAACACAACAUUGAAACAUGCUUUUUGACGACAUUAAUUUGACCAUAGAAAUUUUGUCAUUUUCCCAACCAAUAUUCUACAACUCAACAUGCUUUUUGACGACAUUAAUUUGACCAUAGAAAUUAUAUAAUUUUCCCAACCAAUAUUCUACAACACAACAUUGAAACAUGCUUUUUGACGACACUAAUUUGACCAAAGAAAUUUUGUCAUUUUCCCAACCAAUAUUCUACAACUCAACAUGCUUUUUGACGACAUUAAUUUGACCAUAGAAAUUAUAUAAUUUUCCCAACCAAUAUUCUACAACACAACAUUGAAACAACAUGCUUUUUGACAUUAAUUUGACCAUUGAAAUGUUGUCAUAUUCCCAACCAAUAUUCUACAACACAACAUGCUUUUUGACGUCAUUAAUUUGACCAUUGAAAUGUUGUCAAUUUCCCAUCCAUUAUUCUACAACACAACAUUGAAACAUGCUUUUUGACGACAUUAAUUUGACCAUAGAAAUUUUGUCAUUUUCCCAACCAAUAUUCUACAACACAACAUGCUUUUUGACGAUAUUAAUUUGACCAUAGAAAUUAUAUAAUUUUCCCAACCAAUAUUCUACAACACAACAUGCUUUUUGACGUCAUUAAUUUGACCAUUGAAAUGUUGUCAAUUUCCCAUCCAUUAUUUUACAACACAACAUUGAAACAUGCUUUUUGACGACAUUAAUUUGACCAUAGAAAUUUUGUCAUUUUCCCAACCAAUAUUCUACAACUCAACAUGCUUUUUGACGACAUUAAUUUGACCAUAGAAAUUAUAUAAUUUUCCCAACCAAUAUUCUACAACACAACAUUGAAACAACAUGCUUUUUGACAUUAAUUUGACCAUUGAAAUGUUGUCAUAUUCCCAACCAAUAUUCUACAACACAAGAUGCUUUUUGACGUCAUUAAUUUGACCAUUGAAAUGUUGUCAAUUUCCCAUCCAUUAUUCUACAACACAACAUCGAAACAACGUGCUUUUUGACGACAUUAAUGACCAUUGAAAUGUUGUCAUUUUCCCAACCAAUAUUCUACAACACAACAUGCUUUUUGACGACAUUAAUUUGACCAUAGAAAUUAUAUAAUUUUCCCAACCAAUAUUCUACAACACAACAUUGAAACAACAUGCUUUUUGACAUUAAUUUGACCAUUGAAAUUUGGUCAGUUCCCAACCAACUAUGUGGAUCCAACGCUAGACAUCAACGUUGUCUCAAUUUACAAAUAUUUUGCAACGUUGUUUCAUAGUCAGUUUUAAAGGACAUGUACGUAUAAUCAACGUUGUAUCGAUGUAUUGUGCCUGAUGGGAAUACUGUAUGCACAAAUAAGGGCAACAAAAAUUUUUUGGGGCCUAUUUUUCUUACGUCUUUGCCCCGAAGUCACAAGUAAAAAACAUGCAAGUGACAGCUAUAGUUUUGGUUAUGUCAAUGGUUUUAUUUCUGUUGCUAAUUAAGUUUAUUUCAUGUUAUUUUGUCAUAUAUGAACUGUCUCAGUACCACUUGACACUGUCUCUUCACUCGAACGGCUUUCCUAAAUGUUCUGUUUCCCUGUUUGAACAAUAAACCACGUCCAACACGA